CUAGUUUGUUUCUUUUGUGUUCCAUAAAGUAUCGUGUCGUAUCGUAUCGCUCUCUGCGAACGGAACAGAGCGGUACUGUGAGCGGAGCGGAUUCAGUUUGAGUUGACGUUUUGCUUUGACAGGCAGCCGUCGUCGUUGCCGCUCGUGGAUCGCGGAUAGCGGAUUGCGGAUUGCGGAUCGCCGCUGCCCAGGCCACCCUUCCUCCCCGUCUCUGGUCGUGAAUCUCGGGAAUUUUCGUCGAGCGUUUAGGUUCUUCGCCGGCUGUACCCCAAAAACAAAAAGAAAAAGAAUUGAAGGAGAACCACCCAACUUGCACCACCCGCUGACCGACCAGUGGCGCAACCGAAAAUUUAGUUAUCUUCGCGGCAGCAAUAAUCGGCAAUCAUAUUCACUCGAUUUGUGAUCAAUAUAUAGUCUGAUAUAAAUAUUAAAAUAUAAAGAAAUAUAUAUAUUAAUAUAUAUAUACGUGUGUGGCAUACACAUACAUACAUCGUAGAAAAAGAAAUCAUUGCGAAAGCAACAACUAGCCGCUAAACGACAAAUUUUUUUCGUGCUCCUUGGUUGUGGAAUAUCAGUCCAUCACUCAGCAGACCGCAGCCCGAAAAUGUUUCAAUUAUGGUAUCGCCGACAACCGCAGCAUUGUCCAGAAGAGCAGCAAUCGAAUCAGAGCAGCAGCAGCAACCAAAAGGCGGCAGGAGCACUGCCAGGACCACAAGGAGCCGAGGAAUAAGCUGCACCUGCACCUUUCCAAGACCAGGAAUCCUUAGACCAAAGCCGAAAAAAGGAAGGAAGCAAGCUGCAACCGAAAAGGAAACAGAAACAGAAACAGCACCAGAAACCGAAAGCAAAUCUCAAACCGAAACUAGAACUAAAACCAAAAUCACCAGGCGACCGAGAGUAAUUUAGUUUAGUAACCGCAAAGUCCAGAGUGGACGCGGAAUUAGUCAGUAGAGUGCAAGGAGUGCCAGGAGUACCAGGAUCAGAAGCAGGACUUCGCCAUGGGUUGCUCGCCAAGCACACUGCCCGCCCCCUCGUCCACCUCCGCCGCAGCCGGUGGCCAGCCCACCUCCGGCCAGGGAUCCCUGCCCCCCCUGGACGCCUCUGAGAAGGAUGGCAGCCGACUCUUCUGCAUCAAGUUGCGUCGCAGUCGCCUGCGUCGCUGCAGCUGCGGGGGCGUAACCCCGCAGACUCCCAACGAUGGCAACGGCAGCACCGCGGGCAGCGGGGCGGGCGACAAUCUGUGCGGCCAGGUGCUACUCAAUCCACUGCAGACCAAGAACGAGGCCGACUACGAAAAGCUCAGCACCGGGAAGAAGGACUCGAUUGUCACGGUGGCAGCUUUGGGAAACUUUACGCACAGCGUGGUGCGACGUGCCACAGGCAGCACAGGCACAUCGGGCACUAGUUCAUCCGGCGGCGGGAAUAGCCGUCCAGGACACCGCAAGUCAUCGCUCGCCUUCGCCCUCACCCCAGAAGAUGAGCCAAUGGACGUGUACCAGCGAAAUCUCAUGGACCUGAAGUAUCCAACCGUGCUACCACCGAAUCCUCAACUUAAGGCCCUGCUCGUUUUCUACAAGGCGGACAGCAUCUGCGAGGCGGUCUCCGCGGCCUGCCAGCGCCACCAACUGGACGUCACGCUGGUCAAGUCAAAGGAGGAGGCCCUGGACACACUCCAGAAGUCGUAUGCCACCGCUCAGUGCUACCAUCUAAUCAUAAUUGAUGCCCGUUCCUCCAAGAAUCUGGAUGCGGAGCAUAUUGCGAGAACCAUACGUCACACACACGGCCACCAUUUAACGACAAUAAUUGCAGUCUGCAAGAAGAGUUUCUUCGAAAAGGAUGAUGUGCUAAUUGCUCUAUUAGACGCUGGCGUUAAUAGAUGCGUAGCGGAGACGACCAACCUGGCCAUGUGCAGUGUGGAACUGAAGCAGAUACUGCACUCCAUCAUCCGGCCGCACAAUGUCAUGUCCACUCAGCAGGCACUCUACACGGCCCUGCACCGGCUGAAGGAGGUGGUGCUCAUCACGGAUGACGUGCUUCGCAUCCAGUACGCGAACCGUGCCACCGAGAGGCUCCUCAACAUGCGGCUGGACGAAAUCAUUAGCAAGCCGCUGGCGGACAUAUUCGUAUCGGACCUGUCCACAAUCAGUGAGCAGGGCAAGAGCAUCAAAGAGUUCGACGGGAUACUGACCGUGCGCCGCAAGAACCAGGAGGGCAUACCCAUGCAUGUACGGGUAGUGCCAGUGGCCUGCAUCGGCAGCGCACCCACGCACUUGAUUUUCAACUUUGAUGUGCCCGGCGGGCAGAUGGACUUCAUUGCCACACUGCCGCAGCCCAAGGAGGCGCCGCGCGGCUCACUGCACUCGGUGCGACGUUGCAGCUUCGAUGUCCGGUCCAUCGCCUCGGACGGAUUACGGAGGACCAGUUUGGCCAAGCUGACAUCGCUGCCGCUGGAGGCGCCCAUCACUAAAAUAAUCAAUUUACUAUCACAAGUACAGGAGAAUUGUUCGGCCGAUGAGGCGCGACUCAUUGACAAGGUCUUGGAGUUCCUGAAGCGCGAAGGACUCUACAGUCCACAAAUGAAGGAAAUACGAACCGAUGAUCCCAUAGCCACCGACCUAAUUGGUGCUCUACUAACAGGACCCAGCGUGUACUCCUCACGCCGCAGCUCGAAUGACUCCAUUAUACGCACUGGCAGCUCCACCAGAACGGCCACCAUAGUUCCCGCCAAGAUGAAGGCCAAUCCCAUCAUUAUGGAACUUCUCGACGAAUCUCUCAGCUGGGACUUUGAUAUUUUCAAAUUGGAAGAGAUCACCGACUACCACCCGCUGCUCUAUCUGGGCAUGGAGAUGUUCCGGCGAUUCGAUGUCUUCGCCACCCUGAACAUCGAUGAGAACGUGUGCAAGGCCUGGCUGGCGGUAAUCGAGGCUCACUACCACAAGAGCAACACAUAUCACAAUAGCACUCAUGCCGCGGACGUUAUGCAGGCCACUGGUGCUUUCAUCACCCAGCUAACUAACAGGGACAUGAUGGUGAUGGAUCGCAUGGAGGAGGCAACAGCCCUGAUUGCCGCCGCCGCCCACGAUGUCGAUCAUCCGGGCAGGUCCUCGGCCUUCCUAUGCAACUCGAACGAUGCCCUGGCCGUUCUGUACAAUGAUCUUACGGUGCUGGAGAACCAUCAUGCAGCUAUAACCUUUAAGCUAACACUGGGUGACGACAAGAUCAACAUUUUCAAGAAUCUGGACAAGGAGCAGUACAAGUCCGCUCGCAGCACUAUCAUUGAUAUGAUCCUGGCCACGGAGAUGACACGGCACUUUGAGCAUUUGGCCAAGUUUGUGAGCGUUUUUGGAGGCGAGGAGACAAGAGAGCCACAUGCCCAGAGUGAGGAGGAGACCUCGAUCCUUAUGCGCCGCAUGCUGAUCAAGGUGGCGGAUGUGAGCAAUCCCGCCCGUCCCAUGCAGUACUGCAUCGAAUGGGCCAGACGUAUUGCCGAGGAGUAUUUCAUGCAGACGGACGAGGAGAAGCAGCGACACAUGCCCAUCGUGAUGCCAAUGUUUGAUCGUGCCACCUGCAGCAUACCAAAGAGCCAGAUAGGCUUCAUCGAAUACAUCAUACAGGACAUGAUGCAUGCAUGGGAGAGCUUCAUCGACAUGCCACAGCUCAUCACGUACAUGCAGAUCAACUAUUCACAGUGGAAGAAGUACGAUGAGCAGGGCAUCAAUACACUGGCGGAUAUUAUGGCCAAGCAGCCGCCAGUGGGAAAGCUGGCCAACUCCAAAUAGCAUACGGCCUUCCGGAGAUUGUUCUCGGGUCUACUGAAGCCAUUGCCGGCCCAUGCGCCGGCCACCUCCACGAUUGGCGAGAACGAAAUGGAGGAUGUGCUCUAGUGACGGCGACGAAGGUCCUGCGACGGCCAUUUCCGGCACCGCCCUCGCAGUCUCUCGGCCUGAUCCCGAUCCCGAUCCCGUUACUGAUAUCGAUGCCGAUGCUUGAGCAGCAUAUAGAUCUAUCAUCUGCUCCUGCUCCAGUUACUGUCUCUGCCUCUGCUCCACCAUCUCCUACUCAGCUGGGCUGUCAUCCCAACGGACCAAUGGAAGGGACUUGAUGGGGGAUAAGAUGAUGGGGGCGGGACUUCUACGAGGUGCCAACAAGCGGUGUCACAAAAACAAAUAUGCAGAAUCAUAGAAACAAACUAACUAAGGCAAAGAAGUAAACAAAUAUAUUGGGCUGGACUCAAAAUUAAAUGUUUAAGAUGCAUCACAAGAAGCGAACUUUCUAUUUCUAUACAAACUAAACUAAAACUAUAAAAAAAAAAACAUAAAACACAUUAAAUAUGAAACCAUGUGAGUGUGUCGGUGUGUGCGUGUGUGUGUAUGUCCCCCACCAUCCAUCCCCACCCAUAUAUAAAUAAAUGUGUAUGUAUUUUAGGAUAAAAACUAAAAACUAACAACUAGAAAAAGAAUACUUGCAAACUAUCAGCAAAAAAAAUAUAUCCCACAGCAAACAAAAUGGCGUGCGCUCAACAGUACCUUGCAACGGUAUAAAAUUAUAACAGUAUAGCAGUUUAGGCGCUUAGCGGUAUAACGGUAAUGGUAAACGGAACAGUGGGCACCAAUUGUUAAUUUCAACCUCACUCUCCCAUCAAGAAGACAAUCUCUGUUGAACACUGCAAAGCCAAGUAAAUCUAGUUUAAUUUUCUGUCCAAGUCGGAGUUCGUGAACGGAAGCGGAAACAGGAAUAAGAAGCAGAAACGGAAAAGGAAACGGAAGUGUGAAUGGAAUCGGAAAGGAAUACAAGGCCAUAGCUAGACGAAGACUAUAUACAUACAUAUGCAUGCGAGAUCGUGGCAAGCACUAUAUAUACAUAUAUAUAUUUAAAAAAACAAAACAAAUACUAUCACUAUUGACUAGCUAACAAUUACAAUUAAAUAACGAAAAAAAUGAGAAAAAAUCAACAAAAAAAUGGAAACAAAACUAAUUCGAAUCCACUCUUGAGACAUACAAUGUGAAUCGUAUGGGGCCCCUUUUUACUAUCUAAUUAACUAGUUACCUAUACCUACCUUCCUAACUGAAAUACAAAUUAAGAAAACAAAUAAAACAAUGAGCUAUCCUAAUGCUAAUACUAUUAAUGUUGUUUAGCUUUCUAAGCAUACGGUAUGAGAAAUCAAACUAAACCCAAAUGUUUUAACAAUUAAGUGAAAUCCUUUUUGAAAUCUUUUUAUCUAAUUGACUGAACAAAUUACAUAUACAUAUAUAUAUAUAUAAUUAUAAACCAGAUCUAUUAAUACGAAUCGAUAAUACGUUCUUGUUAUAAAAAAGAGAGAAUUAAUAACAAAAUAAAACCGAAGAUGGAUGCGGAAAUGAAAUUGAAAAGCAAAAUAAUAUAUACAAUAUACAUAUAUACAAUUUAUACAACUUUUACGAAGCAUAUUAUAUAUAUUUAUAUGUCAUACGAUAUCGGAAUUCAUUCACAAGUUAUAGUAAUUUGUAUGUGUUACCAAGGUGUUAAAUCCCGUGCUUCAAAAUGUUUUGAUAAAGAUUAUAUACACGUAUACAAGUCCUGGUCCCCCAAGUUGCCCCCAAUUCUCCCAGAGAAUCCAUCCAACCAGCACUAUCUGAUCUGACCCCCACACUAUUUUCCGAUCCCACACAGCAAUAAUUAUUAUUGAUCCCCGAACCAACCACACACACACAUCAUAUUCAGCGUUAGGAGAAUAUAAAUGUAUAUGAAUAUUUAAUGUUGUUAAUAUGUGUGUGUUUCAAUUGUAUGUAUUGGAUUAAAUCGCGUAAAUUACAAAGCAAGCAAAAAAAUUUAAAAUUGAUCAGCAUAUAUGUAUAAUGUGUGCAAAAAAAAAACAAAAAUCAUGAUAACAUGAGAUGCAAAAAAUUGUUUACAUGUUGAAAAGAAUAUAUAUAUAUAUGUAUACAUUAAAAUAUAUGUAUAGAUACGAUACUACAUUAUGUUUCUGAACACAAAAA
Drosophila ananassae is the source of this 5975-nucleotide messenger RNA. It is a transcript of the gene Pde8, whose product is annotated as high affinity cAMP-specific and IBMX-insensitive 3',5'-cyclic phosphodiesterase 8. Gene Ontology annotation, biological process: signal transduction; regulation of DNA-templated transcription; positive regulation of ERK1 and ERK2 cascade. NCBI's taxonomy places the organism in Eukaryota, Metazoa, Arthropoda, Insecta, Diptera, Drosophilidae. Gene Ontology annotation, molecular function: 3',5'-cyclic-nucleotide phosphodiesterase activity. The transcript is spliced from 20 exons. The coding region runs from base 999 to 3779 and encodes 926 amino acids. The record is from RefSeq and is a predicted model, not a curated record.